Molecule: messenger RNA, 1985 nt
Organism: Carica papaya (papaya)
Lineage: Eukaryota; Viridiplantae; Streptophyta; Magnoliopsida; Brassicales; Caricaceae
Product: putative glycerol-3-phosphate acyltransferase 3
Biological process (GO): cutin biosynthetic process
Cellular component (GO): membrane
Molecular function (GO): phosphatase activity; glycerol-3-phosphate 2-O-acyltransferase activity
Source: RefSeq, a predicted model, not a curated record
AGUACAGGUAGUGCUGUAUAUAGUCUGAGGAAUAUGGCUAGCUAACCACAAUUUGCCAAUGUCGACCUCACUUCAUACUGGGGUGCAUGUGCAGUUUGCUUUACUUUUUGCCAGUACAGAGAAAGCAUCAUCAUAUUUAUACACGGGGGACCAAGGAGACAUUAGUACCAAUUCUUGCCUUUUCAGCAUUUGCAUUUAAUACUCUACUACUGUAGUGUAUAUAUAUAGCACCAUCAAAGAUUUCCUUGUUUCUAUAAAUUAAGCAAACACUAGAAAUGGCUGGAAAGCUGCUUUUCACACUCAAUCUUGCUCUUUCUUUCUUGUCCAUAAUCAUUCUAGCAAGUCCGCCUUCUACCCAAUUCAAGAAAAACAAUAAUUAUAAAAAUCUCCCUCGCACCCAGUUAAGAUUCAAGAAAUUAUUAGAAAAAACCCUUGUCCGUAAGUCAGAAGAAUUUUCCAAUCACUCGGUGAUUUUCCACUUAGAGGGGGCACUGUUAAAAUCAUCUUCUCACUUUCCUUACUUCAUGCUGGUGGCCUUUGAAGCAGGAGGGCUGUUAAGGGCUCUUGUUUUGCUACUUUUAUACCCUUUUAUCCGUUUGGUUGGCGUGAAACUGGGGCUGAAAAUUAUGGUAUUCGUGUCUUUUCUAGGGAUUAAAAAGGAGAAGUUCAGAAUGGGAAGCUCUGUUCUGCACAAGUUCUUCUUAGAAGACGUUGGGUGUGAAGCGUUUGAUGUGGUGCUGAGGUGUAAAAGAAAGGUGGCGGUAACUGAGUUUCCGAGAAUCAUGGCGGAAGGGUUCUUGAAAGAUUAUAUUGGAGUUGACUGUGUUAUUGGAAGAGAGUUAAAAGUGGUGAAUGGGUAUUUUAUGGGCGUAAUGGAAGCCAAAACGACAGGAGGGGAUGUCGUCGAUGAAAUUCUUGGUGAAGAGAAAAUGACAUACAGUAAUGUCAUUUGCGUAGGUGGAUUCAAUCAUAUGUCCCUUGAUCAGCAAUUCUUCUCGCAUUCCACUGAGAUUUACUCGGUGACUGAAUCAGAGAAAAGAAAGUGGCAAAAUCUUCCAAGAACGAAAUACCCAAACCCUUUAAUUUUCCAUGAUGGAAGAUUAGCAUUCAUGCCAACCCCAAUUUCAACACUAACCAUGUUCAUGUGGCUUCCAUUAGGGUUUCUGCUCUUUAUUAUCAGAGUAUCAGUUACUGUUUUAUUGCCUUACAAGGUGCUCAUACCUAUUCUCUCCUUAUCCGGGAUAAGAGCCAGAGUUUCAAAAUCCAACCCAAUAAAGAUAACCGACCAAGACACCAAACCAAGAAGCACUUUAUACGUCUGCAACCACAGAACUCUACUGGACCCAAUUUACCUUUCAGUGAUUCUGAUGAAACCUCUCACUGCAGUCACGUACAGCCUGAGCAGAUUCAACGAGAUGAUUUCCCCGAUCAAGACCGUGCGGUUAACGAGAGACCGAGAGAUAGACAAGACAACAAUGGAGAAGAUGUUGUGCCAGGGCGACCUUGUGGUUUGUCCAGAAGGAACUACAUGCAGAGAGCCGUACCUGCUAAGGUUCAGUCCGCUGUUUGCGGAGGUGACAGACGAGAUAGUUCCGGUUGGUCUGGACAUGAAAGUAAGCAUGUUUUAUGGAUCUACUGCAAGCGGGUUCAAGUGUUUGGAUUCUGCGUUUCAGUUGAUGAAUCCAAAUCCAGUCUACAAUAUCAAGAUUCUGGAGAAGUUGGGGAGCUCCAACACGUCUGGAUCUGGUGGGAAAUCGAGAUUUGAGGUUGCUAAUUAUGUGCAGGCAGAGAUUGGAGGUGCUUUGGGAUUUGAGUGUACUAAUCUUACCAGGAAGGAUAAGUAUAUGAUUUUGGCAGGCAAUGAAGGCAUCAUAUAAACAAUUAAGCUUCACUUAGUUUGUCUCUGUCCUAUAAUUAAAUUCAUUAAUGAUAUGUGUCUAUAUAUAUUUGAGUUUUUAAAAGUAAUUGAUGUUUUAAAUUUGUAA